CCAGUGUAAUCUUUACAGUGACUAUAGAUACGCCGUGUAAGUUUAUUUUCAUGAAAAUCAGGUAAAGCAACAACGAACUUCCUUCACUGUAGGUAUUGUCAUUGAUGAGCGACUGGUUGUCAAAUUCUGUUGCCUGCGACUGCUACGAUAAACUCACUUACAUAUUCUCAUUGUACCAUCAACCUGUCGAAGUACAGUUUUAUAAUGUCCUUACCGGUCCGAUUUCGACUUUUGCAAGAUGUUGAUAAUUAUUGUCCAGAUACUCUUGAUCUCAGCCUAGAUAGCGAAGCUAAAGCUUAUUGGUUCAAGUGUUUCAACCGGCUUGUAAUGAAGUUCGAACAACAGGCGGCCAAAAGCCAACAUGCAGAUCCUACUGCCGUGGAUCGUGCUGCCCAGUUUCGUACGUACUAUUUGGACCAACUGCAGCAGCUUCAACAAGAUAAAUCCGGUUUAACACCGAAGCCUCUAUCGAUCAGAGACUUGUUAGAAUUGAAUGAAACAUCGUUGAGGCGCUUUGGAUUUGAUGAUCCGUGGAAAGAGCAGAAACGUGUAGAAAAUAAAGCAUCCAUUAAGAAACUCAGUUCUAGGCUCCAAUACAUCGACCAAAUAGUAGAUACUAGAACCAAAUGGACUGAGAUUAUAAAGGGCGUGCUGGCAGGUAAUAUGUUUGACUGGGGAGCACAGGCUGUUGCUCAAAUACUGGAGAAUGAUGCUAAUUUUGGUCUUGAAGAAGCUCUUGACCAGAUUCAAAAACGACCGUGGCUGAUCGAUUGUUUAGAUCAAUGGUUGGACAGGACGCAGGAACCGGCGCACCAAUGUGCUACCAUUUUUACUGAUAAUUCUGGGAUAGAUAUUGUGCUAGGAAUUCUACCCCUAGUCAGACAACUUUUAAUUCAAAAAACAAAAGUUUUACUCUGUGCUAAUAUAAAGCCAGCUUUGAACGAUAUCACCUACGAUGAAUUGCAGGAUCUGAUUAAACAAUGCUGUACGAAAUGUGCUAUAAUCAAUGAGGCAUAUGAACAAGGCAGGUUACAAAUCUUUGGUAAUGAACAAAAUGGGCCCUGCCUUGACUUUCGCCUUUUAACAGCAGAACUUUGCGAUGAAAUACUGAAGAGUGAUUUGUUAAUCAUCGUCGGAAUGGCUAGAGCGCUGCACACGAAUCUGAACGCUAAAUUUACUUGCGAAACAUUGAAGCUUGCAGUUGUUAAAAACGAGUGGCUGGCUAAGCGUCUCGGAGGAGAGACAUUUUCGGUUAUUUGCAAAUACGAAAACAUAUGAUAUUUUAUGCUUUUUCGGUAUGUUGGAGAAUUUAAAUAGAUCAAUGCACCACGAAACAAUAUAUUAGAAAUUAAUCAA
This is a messenger RNA of Armigeres subalbatus, 1356 nucleotides long. Its product is annotated as 4'-phosphopantetheine phosphatase. Gene Ontology annotation, biological process: coenzyme A biosynthetic process. Lineage: Eukaryota; Metazoa; Arthropoda; Insecta; Diptera; Culicidae. The transcript has 6 exons. Bases 205 to 1278 code for a protein of 357 amino acids. The record is from RefSeq and is a predicted model, not a curated record. Gene Ontology annotation, cellular component: nucleus; cytosol. Gene Ontology annotation, molecular function: pantothenate kinase activity; ATP binding.